AUGACCACUGCCACAUCCACAGUCACUACCGAGUCAAAUGGACUCGACCAAACACCCCUAGGAGCGCCGAAUGCCACCAUGUCCAAGGACAGCUUCUUUGAAGAUGUUCAUUUCUUGGGCGACAAAGAGGGACGAGUCGUCAUUCGUUCGCCCCCCUCGUUCUCUGACAAACUAGAAGAUCUUGCCUAUCAGAAACAGCACUUGGCGGCUGCAUUUCGGGUUUUUGCCAAGCAAGGCUUCGACGAGGGGGUCGCAGGCCAUAUUUCGUUGAGAGAUCCUUCUAAUCCACACCAUUUCUGGAUCAACCCUUUAAGCAUGCACUUCUCUAUGAUUCGUGUCUCUGACCUCGUCCUUGUGAAUGACCGCGGUGAAGUCCAGCCAGGUGGCGCCCAGCAUCCUAUCAACGGCCCGGCCUUUGCGAUUCACAGUGAAAUACAUAAAGCUCGUCCUGACCUGAACGCUGCAUGCCAUGCACAUUCUGUCUAUGGAAAGGCGUUCUCGUGUUUUGGUAGACCCAUCGAAAUGAUCUACCAGGACGCACUACGCUUUUACAAUGACCUUGCUGUCUACCCGCGGUACGGCGGAACCGUUGUCUCGGUCGAAGAAGGAGCUCGAAUUGCGAAGGCUCUUGGGCCGAAAUGCCGCAGUGUCAUCCUCCAGAACCAUGGCAUGAUCACUUGUGGCAAAACGGUUGAUGAAGCUGCUUUUCUGUUCAUUGCCCUUGAUCGCUGCUGCAAUGCCCAGAUGAUGGCAAAUUCGGCGUCCGGACCAGGGUGGGAGAAAAUAUAUAUUAACAAGGAGGAGGCCGAAAUGACACACAAGAAGAGCGGUAACUCCAGCAAGAUGUGGCUUGCGUUUCAACCAUACUUUGACCAGGUGGUCAAAGAGGACCCCUCGGUGCUGGAAUAG
This is a messenger RNA of Penicillium lagena, 909 nucleotides long. Its product is annotated as arad-like aldolase/epimerase. Lineage: Eukaryota; Fungi; Ascomycota; Eurotiomycetes; Eurotiales; Aspergillaceae. The transcript has 2 exons. The record is from RefSeq and is a predicted model, not a curated record. Gene Ontology annotation, molecular function: actin filament binding. Bases 1 to 909 code for a protein of 302 amino acids. Gene Ontology annotation, cellular component: cytoskeleton.